Staurois parvus is the source of this 340-nucleotide messenger RNA. The record is from the annotation of a GenBank genome assembly. NCBI's taxonomy places the organism in Eukaryota, Metazoa, Chordata, Amphibia, Anura, Ranidae.
GGCUCCCAAAGGCAGAGGCAUGAUGGGACUUGUAGUUUCACAACAGCUGGAGGGCCCCCAUUGUGACACCCCUGCUUCAGAACUACAAGUCCCAUGAGGCAUUGCACAGCUGACAGUUACAAGCGUGGCUCCCAAAGGCAGAGGCAUGAUGGGACUUGUAGUUUCACAACAGCUGGAGGGCCGCCAGUGUGACACCCCUGUUGAAGUACUACAAGUCCCAUCAUGCCUCUGGGAGUCUUGCCUGUGGAUGUCAGAGUCUUGCAAGGCCUCAUGGGACUUGCAGUUCCUCCACACCUGGAGGGCCGUAGUUUGGACACGCCUAGUAGGUAGUCCAUGGAUG